This is a messenger RNA of Zophobas morio, 1623 nucleotides long. RefSeq names its product neuroglobin-like. The record is from RefSeq and is a predicted model, not a curated record. The coding region runs from base 674 to 1243 and encodes 189 amino acids. The transcript has 4 exons. Gene Ontology annotation, molecular function: oxygen carrier activity; heme binding; oxygen binding. NCBI's taxonomy places the organism in Eukaryota, Metazoa, Arthropoda, Insecta, Coleoptera, Tenebrionidae. Gene Ontology annotation, biological process: oxygen transport; response to hypoxia.
UCCAAGUGACUGGCCACUUAAAACCACUAAGUUUGAGAGUUUAUAUCGUAGACUCUAUUCCAAACAAAACACAUAAUAAAUAAACGCAAAAUGCGUUCCGCGUUGCGAGAAAAUAUGCGUCUAUAUGUAAUUUUCAACGUUGCGAGGAAAUAUCUCUGUGAUGUAACUUUGCACGUUGCGAGAAAAAUAUCUCGGUGAUGUGAUGAUGAUAACGAUGAUAAUAACUGCCUAAGGGUGAAAAUUAAUCCGUCAGCCCCUCAGUCCACGAUAUCAUGAAUUCUGCCGUACUUUUCUAUAGCCUUUUUCCACAGUGGGGCACCUUUAAGUUAAUUUAACUGCCGUAAAUGAACUAUUAGCAAUUUUGUGUAGAGGAAUUAAGAAGUGUUAUAAUGUUACACUUAAGUAUAAGCAUCCAGAAACUUAUUCCUAAUUCGUUAAACAAAGCUCGUUGCCUUAUUAAACGAACAAUAAGCAAUCAAUAAAAGGUGUUGGAAUAAGCUAUACACCGUGUAAAUACUAAAUUAACACCAUUGUGCUAAUACCACCAUCCAUCAGUGUUGUGAUGAGCCGUCGUGGAGGAAUCGAUAAACGUGCCGGAGCUGCGUUGUUAUAACACCUAAUCCGAGUGUUGUGUCCUGUCGUGCCGUCGGGGUGUGACCGGAGUGGUGCUGCGAUGGGCUGCGAGUUGGGAAAAUUAGCAUCCAGCGGAGGCUCGGGGAACAACCGGAAGCCGGACGAAGCCGCCCCCCCAGCGACUGUUGACCCGAGGCUGCCGCUCACCGCCAAGCAAAAGUAUAGCAUGCUGGCGUCUUGGAAAGGGAUCAGCAGGGCUAUGGAGUCUACGGGGGUCUGCAUGUUCCUCAAGUUGUUCGAGGAGCACGGCGAGUUAUUAAAUUUGUUCGAGAAGUUCAAAGAACUGAAGACUAGGGAGGAUCAAGCCAAUAGUUUGGAACUCGCUGAGCACGCAAGCACUGUUAUGAAUACGCUGGAUGAGGGUAUCAAAGGAUUGGACAAUUUGGAUGCCUUCUUUGAAUAUUUGCACCAAGUUGGGGCCUCGCAUCGGCGGAUACCUGGCUUCAAAGUGGAGUAUUUCUGGAAAAUAGAAAAACCCUUCCUGACGGCCGUCGAAACGACCCUAGGAGACCGUUACACCGAAAAUGUGGAGAACAUCUACAAAAUCACGAUAAAGUUUAUCAUCGAAACGCUGAUAAAAGGUUACGACAACGCCAACGCGACGACGUGAAAAACAACAGACUGAAGAACGAGCCCAUCACUGCUGUGUACACUCGAAAACAUUUAUAAACACAUAAAACAACAUACAGUUAAUUAUUGUGAACCAACGCAUGAGUGGGUGGAUGGGAGGAAGAAUGGGUCAUAGACGUUUUAGUAUCGUAGAUAUGUUGUAUGCUUAUGUGCUUAUGCCUUCCAUUUGUAUAACUACCUGAUUAUGAUUAUGGUUAUGAGUACUUAGGGUUUGGUUGACUAGUGAUGUGUCAAUAGCGAUGGUAGUUUUAUUUAUGCCAUUUUUUUUUAAAUAAAGUUAUGCAACCACGAGUUCUAUCGUUACGAUCAGAUUGCAUAACUUUGUUUUCGUUCUCACGAAAUAGGUCAAUUGGAAGUCAA